This is a messenger RNA of Caenorhabditis auriculariae, 4610 nucleotides long. NCBI's taxonomy places the organism in Eukaryota, Metazoa, Nematoda, Chromadorea, Rhabditida, Rhabditidae. The record is from the annotation of a GenBank genome assembly.
AUGCUGGUCGCACUUUUUGGGGCUUUUUUGGUAGGCCAAAGCUUCGCCUACAACUACUUGGUUUACAAUCCUUUAUUCGCCCAUAGUCAUGCUUCGUUUCUUGGAAAACUGGCCGAUACUCUGACCGACGCCGGCCACAACGUUGUAAGUGUCUUUCUGGAAACGUUUCACUCAUUUUCGCUACUCAGAACACUUGUUUAAUAACUACAGACUGGAAAAAAGAAUUUAGUUGGGUUCUGAACCCUCGGUUCCAGUUUUUGAUCUAAUUUAUUACCAAAAUGUGUACAUUUUGAUCCAUUUAUUCCUUACCGUUUUCUCAAAAUUCCUGUAAGAAAAAUUUUGAAGUCAUUUCCAGACAAUGUUCGCCCCGGUGAUGAACUACAGGCUGGCAGAAAAACCGGUGACAAAAUCGACGACAGAUAUCAUUACCAUGGAGGUAAAUUGUUGAGAUUGAACUUUUUCAAAAACUUGAUUUGAGCCUGACGAGUAUCUCAACGAUUUCCAACAUCAAAUGGACAAUGCCGAUUUCGGACUCUACUGGAUCCACAACACUGAUGUUUUCAGUACUCAGCAGGCUUGACAUUUUCCAGUUUCUUUCUAGUUUUGGUGUUUUUCAGAUGAUCGACGUUUUCAAUAUGACUUUCCACAGGCAAUGCGAAUGUAAGUCUUAUUGAAAAAUCGUGGUCGCACGAGGAAUGGCUCAGAGACCGCCUUAAAUUGCAGUCGAGUCGAGAUCUGAUACGAAACUUAAGAUAGUCCUCUCAUUAUUUGCGAUAUCACGGCUCAAAGUUUGAUCUAAUGUUUGAACAGAUCCUGAAAAGUUAUUCAGUUUAUGUCCCCUUCCCCGCCUACCCCGUCUUUCAAGUCGGAAAAAAUCGACUAUAAUUUAGUCUAAAUUUAGAAAAAAAUUUAAAAAAAUUUAGUCUUGAUUUUUAAAUUAUUAAGAAAUUUUCAAGUCUUCCGCGCCCAAAAAAGUACAGCAUUUUUGGAAAAAUCGGCGAUUCAAACGCGUCCAUUCGCUCCAAAGAAAUUGAGCUUUUGUAUAAAAAAAAAUUUCAGUACUCUCGGAAAAUCAACAAGUCCUACAGAGAUUGAAAAACAAGAAAUACGACGUCAUCCUCUUUGAACCCUUCAAUGUCUGCGCCUUCAGUACGUUUAACAGCUGAUUCAAGGCUCGCUUGAGUAAUUUUGAAAUGGGUCUUGACACGACAAAAAAGAGACAAUAUUGGUUGAGAGGUAGACAGGCCAUGCUCUUUUUCAAGCUAGCCAUGAAUGGGCUCAAAAGCUUUUUUCAUGAAUAAGCCAUCUUUUGAAGAUCUGCGCCGGUUUUUGGAAAUCCCUACAAUGAUCAUUUCAACUUCCUUGCCUCUGGACGAACACACGUCCAGGUAUAUUGGCGAGCCGAUCCCCGCCAGCUACGUUCCAGGUUAUUUUUUGAAGCGUGGCCAUUAAUUAAGAAGAAAAAUUCUUCCCCGUAACCAAGGUGAUCAUUUUAGUCGGGCGGGAGUUUUCCGUAAACUCAAAAAUUUAAUGGAGAUACAGACAAAGGCUCCGAAUAGUUGCUACCUCCCCAAACUUCUAGCUUUGGAGAUGGUUUCUCAAAAUUCGCGGUAAUACAGAAUCAGACUUUAUAUUUAUAUUUCAUAUCUUUGUAAAUUCAUAUUUUUCGAACUACCAUUUUGCGCAAGUAGCCAAUAUGAUAAACUUCUUUGUUAGAAUUUCAGCUGCUUUUUUCUUUAUCUUCUCAUAUCAAAGGCGCUUUCGCUUUCCCAAAAAUUGAUAUUUAUGAGUUUUUCUAUAGUGCAAUCUACCACAUUGCAAUAUUCUACAUGUUGCCCAAAAUAUGAUCGUUUGAAACAGAAAACCAAAGUUUGCAAAAAUUUUUUUGCAGUUAUUUCAUGAUGAAGAUUUUUUUUUUCAAAGCGAGAGAAAUUUUUGAAAUCCAAAAAUAUUUUUCAUCUUCUUUGAUAUUGUUCUAAAAAAAUCUCUCAAGUUUGAUUUUUUUCCGAAAUAUUUCAUAAGAAGCUCUAAAAUUAAAAAUCGACCAUUAAUUGCACAUUUUCAAAAUUUCUAAAUAACCGCUUUUCUAAAAAAGUUUUUUUUUGGAGCUAAGAUUUCAGGCUUUCACAGAUUAUUGAAACGGACUAUGUAUGGAAUAUCGCUUUUUCGUAUUUUUAAGACUUACAAGGAGAGGAAUUUUACUUUGCGGAUCUAAAAUUCUAAAAUCUUAAAAAUCUGUCCAGAAACUCCCUGAUGUACUAAAUAGGGUGAAAGUUGAAAUUCUCAACAUGUACAUCUUUCUAGUUUUUAGGUACCUCAAAACGAAAUGAAACCCUCAAACUCUGCUAUUUGGGGUUUUGAGCCCUCACUCCUCGAUAACUAAAAAGUUGUUCAGGUUGAGGCUUUCCGGAUCUUAUUUUGGUACAUCAAUGAGUGUUCUGGCUAAUUUUGAGAAAAAUCUCGACCACAAAAUAAUAUGAUCUCCCUUGUUACCUUUUUAUCAGUAAGGACGAAUAAAAUAGGUCUAUGGUCUCAUUUCGGAGAGGUGAUGAAUCUGAAAGAGCGCAUGUGGAACGUCUUCGAGCAGCUCUUCUACCGCGACGCCACGGCCAGUCUUCAGCCUGAAAUAUUCCGCAAACUCGGCGUUGAGCCAUACGAUAUCACUGUUCGUCGUUAACUUGUUUCUCAGUCUCUCGAAAUAAUUUUUCAGGAAGAGUUCUCCAAGACUUCCUUCGUUUUCGUCAACUCGAACCCCUACAUAGAUUUCCCGCGUCCGACGCUCCACAAAACAGUCGGAAUCGGCGGCAUAACGGUCAAUGUCACGAAAAUACGUCAGCAGACUCUAGAAAAGGUAAGUUGGCCUCGCCAUUUAUCGGCAUAAGAAAUUUUCAUCGAGUUGCAGAACUGGCACGAGCUUUUGAACGCGAAAACGAAGACAGUACUCGUUUCUUUCGGCUCCGUUAUGUUUUCCAAGGACAUGCCGAUAGAAUAUAAGUAAGAUAUAUUGUCCUCAGAACGUUUUUGAGCUUCAGUGAUCUUUUAAGUGGGUUUAGGUUGCAAAAAGUCACUAAUUAGCUCAGAAACGUCCGAUUUGCACUGUCAGCCAGAAAUAUCUCGGAAAAAAAACUCUAGAUUGAACCUGGUUCGUGUGAUGAAGUCCUUCCCAGACGUGACGUUCAUUUGGAAGUACGAAGACGACGACGUGUCCUUUGCGAAAGACGCCUCGAACAUUGUCUUCACCAACUGGGUCCCACAAUCCUCUCUUCUAGGUUGAUGCGAAUGAGUAUUGAGGAAAUGGAGAAACUUACAGCGGACGCGAGACUGAGCGCCUUCGUGACCCAUGCUGGACUCGCCAGUGCAACCGAGCUCUCUUAUCUGGGAAUUCCUGCAAUCACGGUGUGUUCUUUUUCGUUUGGGUUAUUCUGAAAAAGUUGUUGAAUGGUCCGGAAACAGUGAACCUCGAAAAACUCAAGUAGUUCCUAAAAAGUAUUGGUAUGAAAGUUCUUAGUCAUGAUACUUGAGGUGCCGCUGUUCGCCGACCAAAUGCGCAAUGCUCGAAUGCUUGAAAGGCACGGGAACUCGAUUUCCAUCGACAAACUCGACCUCGGACACUAUGAGACGAUAAAAGACGCCCUGCAGCGGAUAUUGUACGAAGAAGAGUGAGUUUUUUUCAUUUCAUGAAAUGCAUUAACACGGGCAAAGGACCCCAAAAGAUCUUUUGGAAACGAGAAAGGACCUUUUUUAAAAGGAGAAAGGACCCUUGAAUAGGAAAAAGGACCUAUGCAGGAGAAAAAAAGGUGAAAAAAUGAUUCCGAGACAUUUUUGACACGUUUUUAGAAUUGCGAAAAGGAGCUUUAGAUCCUUCUUUCAAAGGUCGUUUGGACGUGUACCUGAAAAAGAUAACUCCUUUUCAUCAAAUGAUAUUUUUCAAUGUAGUUGAACUUCAUGAAGAUGACCGAAUAAGGGAAAAUAAACUUUAGUGUAUAAAAAAAUAUCAUUUUUCAAGGAAUUUUUUUCUACACUGAGAAGAUAGGAAACCGUUUUUCUCUUUCCUGAAUAUUAUAACCAUCAAAAUCAAGCUUUUAACGGUUCAAAAUUUUUUGAUUUUAAUCGUUGAAUUUGAAAAAUCAAUUUCAUAAUGUUUGAAUUUAAAUCCAAAAGUUUUCAACGGUUGACCGGUUGAAACUGUUAAACAUGUUUGAAACCAGUUCAAAUUUUGGAAAAAGUUCGAACGGUAGGAAAGGAUGACUACACUGCGGCUUCUGUACUGAAUCUCCGUUUCAGAUUCACAAAAAACGCGAAACUUCUCGCGGAGCAGCUCGCCACGCAGCCCAUUUCCCCGAGAGAGCUUGUGAUCCGACAUGCGGAAUUCGCAGCGAAGUUGGUUCACCCAAAGUUCAAAGUCGAUUUCUACUCCUCUUAGGUUCGGCCAAAUCGCGAGUCUGGAUCCGCAGGGACGGAAACUCUCCACCUUCCAGUACUAUCUGGGCGACGUCGCUCUUGUAAUACUGGCCACUGUUUUCCUUGUUUCUCUGCUCCUUCUCAAGUUUUUCCGUUUACUGUCAAGCUUCCUUUUCAGGUCAAGGUCUUCGAAAAGAAAAACUGAAUGA